UGUGUCACCAGACAUUCACAGUUGGAGCUUCAACAUUCGGAUAAGCUCUUUGAGAGCAGAAUUUGGGUUUAUUUGGUUCUUUUCUGUAUUCUUCAUGCCGAGAGCAGUCCUUGGCACAUAAUAGGGGCCUGAUAAAUAGAUACUUGUUGAAUGACUAAAUGAAUGUGUGGGAUUGAAUCCCGGAGGAGAGCGCAGAAGCGGAGAUAGAAAAUCAGGGACAACGUGUGCCUGCAGCAGUGCACACAGAGUUCCGCCUGGGCUGAGAAUAGAAGCCAGGGGAUGGGGGCAGAUUGGCAUUUAAGGAGGAAUUAGUGAAGGAGCACCAGAAACCGUAAAUAAAUAGGAUUUUUUUUUUUUAUGGGCUAACUGCAUGCCAAGCACUGUGCUGAUUUCCUUAAAGAAAACUCACGGGGACAUCCUCCAGUCACCUCGACCCUUUCUCUUUUUGAGGCCCAGGCUCAAUGAGGGGCUGCAUUUGCUGAGUGAGCAGCAUCUUUGAAGCAAGUGCCUUCACUUCCUUUUUAACUGAGAAAUCCAGGGCUCAAGAGGUUUAGUCUUUAGCCUGAAGCCACACAGCUGGUGAGUGGCACUGCUGGUACUUGAACCUUGACCUCUGCGGCUCCAGAGGCUGCACUCUCAGCUGCUCCACCAUGUGACCCCUCCCACAAGGGGCUGUUGGAGAAGAGAAACCAGGUCAGGGUGUUGUGGAGGGUGAGGAGGAAAGAAUGGGAAAGAGAAUUUCUGCAAGAGAAGGGGCUUCUGAAGAUGCUGGUGUCUUUGGCAUCAGACUCCCUCGGUGGCCUUCCUGGGCUGGUGACUACGAGACCCAGUCAAGGUGGGUGUUUGUCUACGAGAAGGGUUACCAGACCUCGAGCGGCCUCAUCAGCAGUGUGUCUGUUAAACUCAAAGGUCUGGCUGUGACACAGCUCCCAAGCCUGGGCCCCCAGGUCUGGGAUGUGGCCGACUAUGUCUUCCCAGCACAGGGGGACAGCUCCUUUGUGGUCAUGACCAAUUUUAUCGCCACCCCCCGGCAGGCUCAAGGUCACUGUGCAGAGAACCCGGAAGGGGGCACAUGCACGAAUAAUAGCGGCUGCACCCCGGGAAAGGCAGAAAGGAAGGCUCAAGGCAUCCGCACGGGCAAGUGCGUGGCCUUCAACGACACCAUGCAGACCUGUGAGAUCUUCGGCUGGUGCCCUGUGGAGGUGGACGACAAUAUCCCAUGCCCUGCCCUUCUCCAAGAGGCCGAGAACUUCACUCUCUUCAUCAAGAACAGCAUCAGCUUUCCACGCUUCAAGGUCACCAGGCGCAACCUGGUGGAGGAGGUGGACGCCCGCUACAUGAAGACCUGCCUCUAUCACAAGACCUUGCACCCUCUGUGUCCCGUCUUCAAGCUCGGCUACGUGGUUCAGGAGUCAGGCCAGAAUUUCAGCACCUUGGCCGAAAAGGGUGGGGUGGUGGGCAUCACCAUCGACUGGCACUGUGACCUGGACUGGCACGUGCGGCACUGCAAACCCGUCUACGAGUUCCAUGGGCUGUACCAGGAGAAAAAGCUGUCUCAAGGCUUCAACUUCAGGUUUGCCAGGCACUUCGUGGAGAAUGGGACCAACUACCGGCACCUCUUCAAGGUGUUUGGGAUUCGCUUUGACAUCCUGGUGGACGGCAAGGCUGGGAAGUUUGACAUCAUUCCCACAAUGACCACCAUCGGCUCUGGGAUCGGCAUCUUCGGGGUGGCCACGGUUCUCUGUGACCUCCUUCUGCUCCACAUCCUGCCUAAGAGGCACUACUACAAGCAGAAGAAGUUCAAGUACGCGGAGGACAUGGGGCCAGGGCCGGGAGAGCGUGACCCCGCAGCCACCGGCUCCACCCUGGUUCUGCAGGAGAACAUGAAGACAUCCUGACCUCCAUCCUCAGCUCCUACUGGAUGCAGCAGGAGGGGAGCCCUGCUCCCUGGGGAGCUGGUGGGGUCCCAGCCAGGGCAGAGGGGUCCCCCUGCCAGGGCGGAAGGGUCUCCCCAGGAGCUCUCCCACCUUUUCAGCCAGGCAGACACCAAGUUGCCGGAAGCUCACAAUUCUGGGCUCCAGCUCCAACUCUGCAACCCUCCCAAGGAAGCCUUCCCCAGCCUCAGCCACUCCUGGCCCCAAGCUUUGUGCCUGUCCCUCUGGGCCUUCAUCCAUCCAUCCUGCUCCCUCGGGUCUCCAGACCUCUGCUCCCCCCAGUGGCAGCCACUAGCUGUGGGUGAUUAUUUAAAUUUAAAUUAAUUAAGAUUAAAUAAAAUUAAAACUAGUUCCUCCAACUAGCCACAUUACAACUGGUAAAUACACAUGUGGCUAGCAGUUGCCCUACUGAACCACAAGAAAUGUUUGCAGCAUCGCAGAGAGUUCUGUUGGAUGGCUAACCUUGAACCCUGUUUCCUACUGGCCCCAGAUCUCCCUGGGAUGCUUGUCAACAGUGCUGGCGCUUGGGAAUUCCCUGGUGGCCCCAUGGUUAGGAUUUUCACCUCCAAUGGCCAGGGCACGAUCCCCUGGUUAGGGAGCUAGGAUCCCACAAGCCAUGAGGCCAAAAACAAAAAAAGAAAUCAAAAAACAGUGCCGGAAUCUGGGCACACCCCAGAUCUCCUGAACCAGAAUUCCCCGGGCUGGUCACACGGUCUCCGAGGAUAGCAUAACCCUUCAGGACCUAAGUUUUAGAACUGCUUCCUUGCAGCCAGCAUCACCUGGCAGGUGCAGGCCUUUAGCAGGUGGGUAGUGUGCUCACAAGCCACACAGUGUCUCAUGCACACACACACACACAUGCACUUACCCACAUACACACCCUCCUCCCAUCCACACUGUGUAUUUGAACAGCUUGGGCCCUGCAAACACAACCAUCUGAACACACCUACACCCCCAGGCACAGACUCAUGGUCCACGCCUCGUCGCCUCCAGGGGGAUGUGUUAUCCUCAAGCGUGUGAGGCCAGGACGGCCCUUCUUAGUGAUGGAUCCUUACUCAGCUACCUCUGGUCAGGGUGGGAGCCUCAGCCAAACCCUGGGCUCUCUGCCUGUGACCCAGCCCCGGAUCCCGAGGCCUGCCCAGCUCUGUUAACACAAGGUCUGAGAAAUCAAGGGGUGGAGGAUAAUAAAAGGAAUGGUGAAUGAGUUCAAA
This is a messenger RNA of Odocoileus virginianus texanus, 3142 nucleotides long. The record is from RefSeq and is a predicted model, not a curated record. Lineage: Eukaryota; Metazoa; Chordata; Mammalia; Artiodactyla; Cervidae.